UCAGCAGCAAAACAAUGGAUUCCGCGCUCAAGCCGGUCAAACGGCCAGCAGACGAGCCAGCGGAUGGCAUCCACUCACAUUCACAAGGCGAGCCUGCAUCACAGCCACGUAAAAAGUACUAUCGCGCUGAUCUGGACGAGGACAGCGACGACGAGUUCAAGCAGUACCGAAGCGAGAAUCGUCGCGCCAACGCCAACGCCGGCGCCAGGUCGACCCAAGCUCAGUCCCAGACCCAGCCCCAGGCGCAGGAGGGCAAUGCACUCCCAGAGACCGAAGGAGGCGACGAGGACGACGACUAUGUGCCGUAUGUGCCGGUGCGCGAGCGUAUGAAGGAGCAGAUGGCCAAGGUCAUUGGCGUCGACCAUCGCAAGCUCGCCUCUGCUGGAGCAUCAACGUCUGAAGGCAGCUCGGAUGUCAAUGCAGAGGCGAACGCGGCGGCGGCGGCGGCGGCGGCGGCGGCGGCGGGUGAAGGUGGGCCAACGCCAUUCACAUUGGAUCGGUUUGAAGCGCCCGCUCGUCCGACCGUGAGUCUGCUCGAUCAGCACGUCGAACUCCAAAAGCAAGGCGAUGGCGUGGUCGAGUCCGAGUUGGACAAACGCCUACGAGAGGAAGAGGAAAUCUUCAGAAACGUCACUGAAAAGACCGCGCUGAUGGGUGCUGCCGAAAUCGCAAAGGGUGUCGUGUACACGGAAUCAAUGCCCAAGAGCUGGCGCCCACCUCGGUACAUCGAGGCACUGACAGAUGACGAACGGCAAAAGAUUUGGGAGGAAAUGCACAUUAUUGUGGAAGGCGACGACAUUCCGCCGCCCAUCAAGACCUUCCGCGAAAUGAAGCUUCCCAAGUCCAUCAUCAAGCACCUUGCCAAGCGAGGCAUCAAGGCACCCACGCCUAUUCAAAUUGAAGGCAUCCCCGUUGCAUUGAGUGGCCGAGACAUGAUUGGCAUUGCUUUCACUGGUUCUGGCAAGACGCUCGUCUUCUCCCUCCCGAUCGUCAUGUUCGCUUUGGAGCAGGAGCUGAAGCUUGGGUUUACCAGCGGCGAGGGUCCAUAUGGUCUGAUUCUUGUGCCUUCUCGCGAGUUGGCCAAGCAAACCUACGAUAAUCUUCAAGCGUAUGCAAAGGUGCUUGCCACGGAAGGAUUUCCGCUGUUGCGCGUGGCACUCUGCAUGGGCGGUGUCAAUAUGCGAGAGCAACUGGAUUCGAUGCGCGAUGGCGUGCAUUUGAUGGUUGCGACACCUGGUCGUCUGAUCGACCUGCUGCAAAAAGGAAAGGUGAACUUGGACAUUUGUCGCUAUCUUACACUGGACGAAGCCGAUCGCAUGAUUGAUAUGGGCUUCGAAGAAGACAUGCGAACAAUCUUUUCCUUUUUCAAGGCGCAACGACAAACGCUCCUUUUCUCUGCAACAAUGCCCAAGAAAAUCCAAGACUUUGCCAAGUCUGCGCUGGUGCGACCUGUCAUUGUCAAUGUCGGUCGUGCUGGUGCAGCCAACCUUGACGUCGUGCAAGAUGUGGAGUACGUGAAUGUCGAGGCACGCUUGGUCUAUCUGUUGCAGUGUCUGCAAAAGACUGCGCCGCCAGUCAUCAUCUUUGCCGAGAAGAAGGCCGAUGUCGAUGAAAUUCACGAGUACCUCCUGCUCAAGGGCGUCGAAGCUGUUGCCAUUCAUGGUGGCAAGUCCCAAGAGGAGCGUGAGUGGGCUAUUCGCUCAUUCAAGGACCAUCUGAAGGACGUGCUUGUUGCCACCGACAUUGCUGCCAAGGGUCUUGAUUUCCCCGACAUUCAGCAUGUGAUUAACUUUGACAUGCCUGAAGAGAUUGAAACAUAUGUCCACCGUAUCGGUCGUACAGGUCGCUGUGGCAAAACGGGCACAGCAUCAACUUUUGUCAACAAGACCGUGCCCGAGUCGGUGCUGCUGGACGUCAAACACUUGCUCAUCGAAGCACAUCAGAAGAUUCCGCCCUUCCUGCAACAACUGCAGUCCGAGGCAGAGCAGUACCUGCAUAUUGGAUCAACACGCGGAUGUCAGUUCUGCGGUGGUCUUGGUCACCGUAUCGCGGAAUGCCCCAAGCUCGAGGCCCAGCAAAAGCAGAAAUUGGUCGGAAGCAAAGACUACCUUGGCCGUGGCGGUGGUGGCGAUGGCGGCGGUGGCGGUUAUUAACACCCUUGUGUUCUUGUUCUUGGAGAGCUGUUCAAGCGACAAAUUUUCCGAAAAUACACAAAUGGCCUGCUUCAAUAUCAC
Messenger RNA from Capsaspora owczarzaki ATCC 30864, 2234 nucleotides. RefSeq names its product ATP-dependent RNA helicase. Gene Ontology annotation, molecular function: RNA binding; RNA helicase activity; ATP binding. Gene Ontology annotation, cellular component: spliceosomal complex. NCBI's taxonomy places the organism in Eukaryota, Filasterea, Ministeriida, Capsasporidae. The coding region runs from base 15 to 2153 and encodes 712 amino acids. The transcript has 9 exons. Gene Ontology annotation, biological process: mRNA splicing, via spliceosome. The record is from RefSeq and is a predicted model, not a curated record.